UUCUCUCCCUUCACACACAUUCGUUUCCGACUCGAAUUUCUCACUCGUUUAUUCUUCAGGAGAGUCCCGGUUCUGAACCGAACCACUUCAAAUUUUACGGUCGCUCACUCUCACCUAACCCGAUAGGGGGUGAACUCCUCAAUACCGAAGCCUCCACGCGAAACCGUCACUUUCCCUUCUUUUCUUCCGAGCGUUCUUUCUCUUCAACACUCGAUUUGUUUUUGUCAGAUACGCCUCAGCAUCUGACCGAAACGGGAGCAAACGUCGUGGACAGUUUGACAACAAACGACUAUUCAACAAACAGAAGUUCUUCAGGGUUACGCAGGCCGUCCCCAUUUCUUCUCCGAUCACCCUUGCGACUGUGUCCAGCGGUGUUUACGUUCUUCCUUCCGAUACUCGACCUCACCCCUUCCCUUGCCGUCUCAUCAUGCUUUUCAACACACAGAGCACCCUCGUGGUGUCGACUGCCCUCUUUGCGGCCAGCUCAGUAGCUCAAGAGGGCUUCAAGGUUAUUCCUCGCGGCUCAGCCAACGGAAAACUUGUCGGUUGCUACUCCAGCGCUCCUGGUUAUGGUUCAUCAAAGGAUUACACCUACCAGAGUUCUGGCUGGUGUUUGAACAAGUGUUACAGCGCCAACAGCGCUGCAUUUGCUCUGACAGGGGGCUCGACCUGCAUGUGCGGUGACACGCUACCACCCGACAGCGACAAGGUGGACAGCGGCAAGUGCAACAAGGCAUGCACUGGUUGGCCCUCAGAUAUGUGCGGUGGCAGCGACUACUACUCCAUCUACACCACGAACUAUGAAGAAGAUGUCCCGACCUAUUCGGAAUCUAGCUCAACCACUACCACCAGCAGCGGCGAAUCGAGCACCACGAAAACCGAUGCCGCUAGCACCGCUGUCUCAUCCACGUCUAGUCAACAGACGACUGAAGUGACAUCCCCCAAAGAGAGCAGCGCAAGUGCAUCUAUUGAGGCAAAGACCAAGAGCAGUCACAACACUGCUGCGAUCGCAGCCGGAGUCGUGAUUGGUGUCGUUGGAUUCGCCGCCCUCUGUGGUGCUGCGUUCUUCUUCUGGCGGUCCAAGAAGAACAAGACCAACACUGCUUUCGGUGGUGGCACCACUGGCGGCUACGGCCGCGACUCGAACCCGCCCUCGAUGACCGACUCUCGGUUCGAUGGCGACUACAUGGCACAGCGCCGCCAAAGCAAUGGCAGCAUUGAUGACGACCACGACUUCUCUCGUCGGAUCCUGCAGGUGACGAACCCCGAUCGCUAAACCACCUCUCCAACUGAAUUACGCAUCCCUCUCCUCUUCCUUCUCUCUCCUCAGUAUUAGCGACCUAUGUUCUUUCUCCCUCAAUCUGCUUUACGAGACUGCUGUCAUUAUUGUUCCUCGGGUUUUUUUACCGGAGUUGUGAUAUCCGUAAGGCAUCAGGCUCGACUCGACUUGGUGUCAUAGUUUGUGAUUUCUGUCUCUUUCGCCGUACCCUGGAACACGCUGCGUCAACAAGCGACGGCGUUGCCAUGCGAUCCGAUGCAGUUCUCAACACCUACAACCGAGUGACUGUUCACCAGGACUCCCAGCAGUUUAAUCGUUCCACCUUGUCUGGCACUGCAAAUUCCUGGGUGGCAAUGGACGGCUUGUAUCUGAAAAGGCGUUUGCUAUUUUUUUCGGCCCUAUCAAUGCUCUUUUUUCUCGUUUCCAUGAGCAGACCAUUCCUUUGAUGUGAUUCUUUUUUUCUUUCCUCU
Penicillium canescens is the source of this 1749-nucleotide messenger RNA. RefSeq lists its product as uncharacterized. Gene Ontology annotation, cellular component: plasma membrane. The transcript has 3 exons. The coding region runs from base 428 to 1276 and encodes 282 amino acids. Lineage: Eukaryota; Fungi; Ascomycota; Eurotiomycetes; Eurotiales; Aspergillaceae. The record is from RefSeq and is a predicted model, not a curated record.